This is a messenger RNA of Cottoperca gobio, 3165 nucleotides long. RefSeq names its product keratin, type II cytoskeletal 8. Gene Ontology annotation, molecular function: structural constituent of skin epidermis. Bases 1306 to 2652 code for a protein of 448 amino acids. The transcript has 12 exons. Gene Ontology annotation, biological process: intermediate filament organization; keratinization. Gene Ontology annotation, cellular component: keratin filament. NCBI's taxonomy places the organism in Eukaryota, Metazoa, Chordata, Actinopteri, Perciformes, Bovichtidae. The record is from RefSeq and is a predicted model, not a curated record.
GAGUUUUUCUAAUGUAUUUUUGGGCGCUUUGAGCUCCACAAGUGAAGCAGCAGCUAGUUCCAUUAUACUGGAGAGAAGACAGACACCUCUACAGCCCAUAUCUCCAACACUCAACUCUCACACAGAUUGAUAAAUCGCUCUACAGCUCAGAGGUAACGUGUGCACAUUUCGCACCAACAGGAUCGUAGUGUACGGACAGAGCAUGCUGAACACCAUCGUCCCCGGCUCGGCCAAAUCCUUCAACUUCCAGACAGAGUUCGACCUGACGGAUGAAGAAACUCUGAGUGUCAGUGACCACUACCCUGUGGAGGUGGAGCUGAAGGAACAAAAAGCACAGACUCAAAGGAAGCCGGCUCAGCCCCGAACAGCGAAGACAGCGAAGACAGCGAAGACAGCGAAGACAGCGAAGACAACGAAGACAACGAAGACAACGACGACAACGAAGACAACGAAGACAACGUCCACUAAAGGACAGAAGAAAGGACCACAGAAGAAGAAGAAGGCAGAGACGGCAGCAUCACAGAAGAAGAAGAACAUGGCAGUAAAAAGGAAGAGAGGACCGUCGUCAGACACGGCGGCCAAGAGAAGACGUGUGGAGAAAUGACAAAUAAGAGUCAUUUCCAAUGAUAAUAAAGUUACAAUCCUCCACAACACAGAUGAAUCUUUAAGACUUUAAUAAAAUAAAUAAAUCAGAGAUACCAGCUUUAAAUGGCAACAUCGAUCAGAACACAUCUAAACAUUAAAUUAGAGUCUCACUGUCACUCACUACAUAUACAACACAGGUCGGGUCGUUUGUUUGUGUUGUAAAUGUUACAUAAUACCUCUGAACUGAUGCCAGAGUGUAUCAUGAAACUAUGAUGUAAUCGAGCUGGUGUCCCAAAGUAAGAUGACAUACAACCACUCAGAUCUCUUCACAGGUCUGAGGCAGCACAGUGGAAAAAAGUAGAAAAUCCGAAAAAGAAAGUUACGUUAUUUUAAUGCUCCUCCAGCGAAAAGAACAGAUAACUUCCUGACAUUUUUCUUGAGAGUCAGAAACACUAGUUAUCUGACAUCCCACCUCCUCCUCCCCCCCCCGGGGAGGUUUAAAAGGCCACGAGACACCUGAGACGCCUCACUGUGGUCGGACAUCUUGUGCUCACCUGGUGCACUUCUCUGCAUCUCGUUGACUCAGUCAAGUCUUCUUCAUCCUGCAUUUUAUCCAAAACAUAUUCAUACUUUUCCCCAAUCUCUUCAUCUCCACCCCUCCACCAGCUGCUUCCUUUCAAUCCAUCCAUUCCUUCCUGUCUCCAUCUUUCUGUCUGCACAAUGAGUCUGAGUCGCACCAAGCGGAUCAGCUCCAGCAGCUCCGUCCGCAGCAGCAGUGGGUCGAGGAGGCUGAGCGGCUUCGGUCCAGUUCAGGGGGGGUUCAGUGGCAUCUCCCUGAGCAGCAGCUCCCUCUACGGCGGCACCAACGGGCACCACCUCGGCCUUGGCGCCCCGCUGGCGUCCCUGUCCAUCAACAAGAGCCUGCUGGCCCCCCUCAACCUGGAGAUCGACCCCAGCCUGUCCAUGAGCCGAGCCCACGAGAAGGAGCAGAUCAAGAGCCUCAACAACCGCUUCGCAACCUUCAUAGACAAGGUGCGUUUCCUGGAGCAGCAGAACAAGAUGCUUGAGACAAAGCUGGAGCUGCUGCAGGGUCAGGGGGUGGGCCGGUCCAACGUGGAGCCCCUAUUCGAGGCCUACCUGGCGGGUCUGAGGCGCCAAAUGGACCUGGUCAACAACGACAAGAUCAAACUGGACAGCGAGCUGAGGAACAUGCAGGGCCUGGUGGAGGACUACAAACACAAAUAUGAGGACGAGAUUAACAAGAGAAACAACCUGGAGAACGACUUUGUGAUCCUAAAGAAGGAUGUAGACUCAGCCUACCUGGUGAAGGCCGAUCUGGAGGAUAAAGUGGGAGCUCUGACUGAUGAAAUCAACUUCCUGCGCAACGUCUAUGAGGAGGAGCUGCGUGAGCUGCAGGCCAGCAUCAAAGACACCUCGGUGGUGGUGCAGAUGGACAACAGUCGCAGCCUGAACAUGGAGCAGAUCGUAGCGGAGGUCAAAGCUCAGUACGAGGAGAUCGCAGCGCGCAGCCGAGAGGAGGCCGAGGCCUGGUACAAGAGCAAGUUCGACCAAAUGUCGGUGCAGGCGAAUCAGUACGGCGAUGAGCUCCGCAUCGUGAAGGCAGAGGUGGCCGAGGUCAACCGCCUGAUCAGCCGCCUGCAGAGCGAGAUCGAGGCCGUCAAAGCGCAGCGUGGCAGUCUGGAGAACCAGCUGUUUGAGGCGGAGGAGCGUGGAGAGCUGGCUGUGAAAGAAGCCAAAGCCCGGACCAGAGACCUGGAGGACGCUCUGCAGAGGGCCAAACAAGACAUGGCCAGACAGCUCCGAGAGUAUCAGGACCUGAUGAACCUGAAACUGGCUCUGGACAUUGAGAUCGCCACCUACAGGAAGUUGCUGGAGGGAGAGGAGGACAGACUCGGACAUCAGUCCAUCCUCAACAUCCAGACGCUGUCCAACUACGGUACUAAAAGUUCUAAUGGCUACCACAGUAGUAACAGCAGCUCUCCUGCUCCUAAACUGCUGAUAAAGACAACUGAGACCAGAAACAACUCCAGAUACAGCACUCACUGAGAGGACACACACACACACACACACACACACACACACACACACACACACACACACACACACACACAGUUUGGUUAUGAUUUUCUAACAGAUAUCUCUAAAUGUGUGAGGGUGCACUUUAAUUACUAACCUUUACUUACUGUAGAAGAAUGAUAAAUCAUCUAAACAUGGAGAAUUAAGUGGAAAUUGUUGUUUCUCAUGUAUUUUACUAUGUAAAGAUUUUAAUAUGUUUAGUUUGUCGGGUACAUUUUGACUCAGACUUUAGUUGUACGCAGCUUUGAUUUCUAAACACUGUAGUACACUGCUUAUAAUGAAUAAAACAUGUUGAUUAAUCUGUGGUGAGAUUAUAAGAAUAUACAGAAUAUUAUAGAUCAUUUUGGGGAUAUCCUUUUAGAGGUGUGCUUGAUAUGCAUUUCUACACAGAGUUGUUUUUACUCUGAAUGUUAACAUUUUCUCGAUGUUGUUAUCAGAUGAUCUCGUAGUCUUCCUCUGCAGAUGUGGUCGUUGGGUUUAAGU